Molecule: messenger RNA, 829 nt
Organism: Bradysia coprophila
Lineage: Eukaryota; Metazoa; Arthropoda; Insecta; Diptera; Sciaridae
Source: RefSeq, a predicted model, not a curated record
UUCUCAAUUUGGUGGUAGUUAUGAAAAAACUUAAUUUUAUUUGGCUUUUUGUAUUACUCCUGCAUUGCACUAAUGGGUUCUUGUUACAAAUGGUAUCGCAUCUAUUAGGAGGACCAGAGUGCAUGACGUUAACCCAAUUACUGCGAUCAAUCCAGAUUUCAUGCAAUGAACAAAGACAUAACAAAACACUGUGGAGUCAAAUCAUUGAAUGUCACAGACCGAUGACUGAUGAGUUCAUGCGGACCAGCUCGGAAGCUUUAUGUCCUAGUCCAAAACACGUACAAAAUACAACAGACGAGAGAUUUUCUAUAGAGGAAGUCUUUUUUAAUGUCUGCGGAAUAGUUGCUGGCCCAGUUGAAACACUUGCUGGUCACGCUUGUAUAACAUUCGGAAGAGGUACACUUCCAUCUCAUGCUGAUGAAGUUAAGGAGGUAAAAAGAAGAUGGGGUCAAGAUCUGCCGUGCAACAUUGGAAAAUGCACAAAGCAACUGGGCUUGAAUUUGGGCCUCUGACAUUUUCAUUUCGAUACUAUUGCAAUGUAAUGAAUCAACCCUGUGAAAUGAUUCGUUUCAAUAAACAUAUUUAAAUGGGACAUGGAUCAUGUUGACGUUUUCACCACUUGUCAGCAAAUUUUCUGUAGCUGAAUAUGGGGCUGUCGUAGUUUUCAGGAUAAAAGUGCAAGAAACGACCGUAUUCAGCUUUGAAAACAAGGAUGUUUAUUUUGUAGUUUUUUUGGGAGAAUGGUACGUCCCAUGCCGCGCCGCAUGCGAUUUUGGUUUUUUCGCAUUUCCUUUAAAAUUUGUUUGUUGCUGACAUCUAUCCAUUAGUU